GCGGCUGCGGCGGCGCCGCUCGGAGCUGGGCUGCUCUGCUGGGAGCGGGAUCGGGACCAGGACCGGGUUCGGAUCGGGACCGGCAUCGGGAUCAGAACCAGGACAGGGAGCCGGGCGCGCCCCCGAGCGGCGGGGCUCAGGGCUGUGCGCCCCGGCUGGGGCACGGCUCUGCACCGGGACAGCGCGGCUCCGCUCCGCUCCCCCUGCGCGCCUCUCGCACCGCAGCGCGGCCCCGCUCCGCGCGAUGCUGCCCGGGCGCUCCCCGCCCUGAGGCGGGCGCGGGGUGGCCAUGCAGCCCUCGCUGCCUUAGCUGAGCGCGGCGCUCGGCCCGGAGCCCGCAGCCAUCCCCCGGCGGCACCCGCGGCACCGGCACCAUGAGGAACGGCGAUGACCUGGAAGGCUUCGACGGCGAGGCGUCCAGCGCCUCCAUGAUCUCGGCGGCCAGCAGCCCCUAUCAGCCCACCACGGAGCCCGUCAGCCAGCGCCGCGGGCUGGGCGGCCUGCGCUGCGACCUGGACUACCUGCGGGGCACCUUGGGCAGGCUGAAGCUGGCCGAGGUGCUUUUGGCGCUGACCGCGUUCAUCUGCAUAGAGACCAUCAUGGAAUGCUCCCCGUGCGAGGGCCUUUAUUUCUUUGAGUUUGUGAGCUGCAGUGCUCUGGUGGUCACCGGAGCUCUCCUGCUUUUGUUCAGUCUCAACCUUCACACAAGAAUACCCCAGAUCAACUGGAAUCUGACUGAUCUGGUCAACACUGGACUCAGCACUUUCUUCUUUUUCAUUGCCUCUGUAGUACUGGCUGCUUUAAACCAUAAAACUGGAGCAGAAAUUGCUGCUGUGGUGUUCGGUUUCCUGGCCACGGCCGUGUACGCCGUGAACGCGUUUGUGGCGGUUCAGAAGUGGCGGCUGAGCAGCAGGCAGCAGAGCGGCCGGCAGAGCAGCGACUACAUCCGCGCUCGCACCGAGUCCCGGGAGGUGGUGCACCGGCCCGAGGCCCAGCGCCUGGACGCGUGAGAGCCCGUGCCACCGACAGGGAAACAGCGCUCCGCUCCCUCACGGAAUAAGGGUUUUGCUUUGUUUGAGGAGGAAAAGGUGGAUCCGAGGGUGGUGAGGAUGCCCAGCCCUGCACGUGUGCAGAGAUGUGUUGAGCCAGAAGCCGCUGUCACGAAGGCAGAAAAUGUUGGUGGUUCAAAAGGAAGAUCCCCUCAAGGCCUCCACAUAGACAUGGGCAUAUAUUGUAUAGCUCACAGAAUAUAUAAUAUAUGUCUGUUCUGAAGUAUGUCGUUGCUUUGGAUUAACUGCACAGCAGUUCCCUUCCCUCUCUGCAGAUCCACUGCUCCUUCAGCUGCCCCAGGGACAGAGCAGCCCUGCCUGGCUGUGAGGGAGGAGGGACACCCACGGGAGCCCAUGGAGCCAGGGCCACUCAGCAAUAACUCGGCCAGAGGGACCUGUCCAUCCCAAACUGUCUGUCUGUCCUCUGCCCGGCCUGCACUCCUGCCUGCCUGCUGGAGACCCGUGCCUCGCGUUCCCCUGGGUGCUGGGAGGGCCGGGGCUGGGCCGCGCCUGCCUGGGGAUGCACUGAGGGCAGGAGGUGCUUGUCUGCUCCUGCUGGCUGCAUCCCAGUGUUCAUUCCAAAGUGGGAAAAUAAAUAUGUUUGGGAGAUGGGGUGGAGAAAAGGAGCUUAAGGGGCACAGUGGAGAACUAAGGGGUUGUCAUCCUACAGACUUACAUUCCAGCCAUGGCUUUCUUUUUCUUUUUUUCUUUUUUUCCCCCCUUUUUUCUUUUUUAUUUUUUUUUAAGGUUCAACAUUUCUAGAAGUUUCUGCUGGAACUUGUUUUCCCUCUAAACCCAGGGUAAGCAAGAACUAGCAAAAAAUUUAUGUGCUUUUAAAGUGUUCCUAAGGUUGCACUGUUGUGAUUCACGUAAGGUAAAUAUUUCUUUUUGGAAGGGUGGUUGUUCUAAAAUUAAACCUUAAUUGGUAGUAGGUAAACCUGAUUUUUAUUUUAACUGGGUGUUUCUGCAGAUUUAUUCCCCUUAGGAUUCUUUGAAAAAUGAUUUUAGCUAAUUGGAAAAUAAUAUGAUUGUAUUGAUUCAUUUAGAAAUAGUAAAUAGCUGAAGGUUUUUGUUUUUUUUUAAUUUUCCUUGUACAUCCAGUGAAUGAAUUACAUUUUCUCUACUCAGAACUCAAAUUCAGCAGUAAUUGGCUAGAUGAUGUCACAAUAUUAUUAGGAAUAUGUCUCUUGAUAUUUUCCUGUUUCUUUGGUGUUUUUAUCGCUGUAGUGCAUUAUUUGUCAUUUGUGUGCCUGUGUGAAGACAGUGUGUGUGGGAGGAGAUCUCUAGAACGGAACUCCUUGGUGGUGUGAGGAAAAUGAAAAUCUGUGCAAUUAGUGGAACUGUUUGCCAUGUGUGCCUGAGUUUGUGUGUCCUGCUGGAGCUGCACUGCUCAGGGUCAGAACAAGGGGCAGUGUGCUGUGGGUGAGGUAUUGAACAUGAAACCCACGUUACACCAAACAGGAGGUCAGGAGAAGUGCCUGGGCUUUUAUAAUACUGGAGGGAGCUCCCAUAGUGAAAGUGUGAACCUAAUGCUGCAAUAUUCAAAUUGAGCAGCAGAGAAUUAUUUUGAUGAGUGAAAAAAAGGUGACAAAGGUGGUGCCUUUUCAUUUUCAAUCUAUUGACAUCUAUAGUGCAUUUCACCUCAGUGGCUAAGAAUGAGAUUGAAGUUCAGAGUUACUGAUGAGGUUAAGGAAAAUUUGUAUUUUCUUAGUGAUUGAUGGUUUACCAGUUCCUACAGUAACAUUUUAUUGUGCUUUAUUGGAUGUUAUGCCAAAGGGAACACCAGUUUAAAAGAAGACUGAACCAACUCUUGGUGCUGGGUUAGAACAGGCAUUCCACUGAGGGUUGUCUCACCUGGGUGCAUUCCCUGAGCAGUACGGGGCAGUUCCAUGGCCAGUGUGGUAAGAAAUAACAAUUUAUUAUUGCCAGAACUACUGUGACAGCCCUGCUGUUUGCCAGCACUGCCCAGGACUGGCAGAGUUUGCAAUGUCAAUUAUUAAAAGACUUUUUAAAAGUAGCACAAGCAUACCCAGUCGGGAAUUGUAAACUGCCAUCAAAGCAGUUCGGAUAAAGAUUGUAAAAAACCCCAAGCAAACCCAAACCAGACAAAACAAAAAAAACCCCAAACAUCCCACACCAAAAUCAAGCCAAACCCACCUACUGAAAUACAGAAUACAGUUCUUCAGAGGCUCCAUGCUUUUAGAGUUGCCAUCUGAAACCAGGAGGGGGUUUUGUCAGUGGCCAGGGCUGAAGGAGCAUCCCCAGAUCCUCUCCUGUGCUCACUGUGGUCGGGGCAGAGCUCUGCGGGCUCCUGUGCCUCUCUGGUUUAUGAAUUUGUACCUUUCAAGCCCUGCACCUUUCCUGGCCUGGAGGAAGGGUGGCUCAGGGUUUUUCUGUGCAGUGAGGUCCCAGCCCUUCGAGCUGCAGUGCCAGGAGCAGAGUGCAGCAGUCACACCUCAGUGGGGCCCUGGGGCUGCUGCAGGAGGGGUGAGGUUCCUGCAGCUGGGAAUGCCAGUAGUCAUUACUCACAUCAGGCCCUGAGCCUAGCACAGCUCUCAGGGUGGAAUCCGAAAGAGAACAGUAAUUUUAAAAACACUAAUUUUAAAAACACUAUCUGAUUCACUUCGUGAAACAAAAGGAAAUGUAAAUGUGUAAUUUCCUUAUUUUGGGGACCAAAGAUGAUUUUAAUAUUGUAUAGUAUAUACUUUCUAAAAAAAUCUUAAGCACUUAUUGCUCUGCAGAGACAUUAUUUACUAUUUGGAUUUUAUAGAAGGGAAAUAAAAUACCUAUGAGAGACAACUACAUUUGAAAUACUAAGCUCAUUUUGAUGUAUCCAUGGCUCAUUUGCCCUGAGUUAAUUUGACACAGUGUAUUGGAGAGGUAUUUUUUUUAAGACUGUUAUCUAAACUGCAGUCAGACAAAAAACUGUUAAGGAAGAAAAGAGGGUAGAAAGUUUUUUGUUUUUUUUUUUAAUUGCUUAGACAAGUGACAUUAAAUUGCUUGUCUCAGCCAGUUAGUCUUGCUUGUAAUUGCUAGCACACAGGGAUAAUUUCUUUUAGUCCUUAAGGGUGCUGUUUAGCUUCAUAAAGGGACUCAAACCCCACUGGAAAUAGAACUAAAUAAAAGCAAACAGGUGAGCUUGGUAGGAACAGGAUGCUUGAAGCAGUGACGGUUUGGAUGAGUCCCCUUUGGUCCAAGAGAGCCCUCAGCUCUGGAGUCUGGGUGUUUCUGGGUGCAGACAUGACUGCAUUCUGCAGCCUGUGCACAGUGUUACACAGUAAGCUCUGGAGCAGCAGCACUGCUGGAGGAGCCUCUUUGCCUCUCCUGCUCAGUUUGCCAGCCUCAGCUGAGGUUGGAGCCACGUCCUUGAGCUGUGCAAACAGCCCCAGCAGGAGCUCCUAAAGCCACAGAGGAACUCACUCAUGUCUGAGUAAAGCCAAUUCCUUCUUCCUCCACCAUUUCCUUUUAUUUGGAAUAUUCGUGCCUCAUGGAUCAAAUGCUUUCAUAUUUAAUUCUUGCUAAGCCUUGUUUGUUGGUCUGUGCAGUGCCAGGAAAUCAGAAUGUGUCCAACAUCCCUUGAUUUCAGCUGGGGUGCUCUUCCCUUUCCUGGUGGCUUAGGAGGUUGGCUGGGUGUUCUUUCCCGUGGGACUGUGGAAAGCUGGUGCUGCUCUGAGAUUCCUGGUAGGAGCUUGGGAGGGGUAGAGAGUGAUCUCCCUGUGCCUUCUGAGACAGGCACUGGCUCCAGAGAUCUGGGACUGCAGAUCUCUGAUCCCAGACUGUGCUGCUCACUGGAUUCAGGAGCACAGCAUCAGCAAAAUCUGUGCCUUGGCAGCAGCUCCUCUUCUUUCAGUUAUAAGGUGUCUUUUACACGGGAUUUCAGUAAAGGAGCAGCGGGUGCUGCUCUUUCCUUGGCUUUGUCACCUGUUGUGACAAACACUUCCCAGUGUGUGUUUGUCACUCUGGUCUCACGGCACACUCUGGCAUUGUUUCAGCUCUGUCUUUCAUUGCUGCUUCCAGAAGGAGGAGGGAAAGGUUCCCGCUCCACUGGGGAGGAAUUUGUGUUCCCCCUGUGAGUUCCUCUGUCCGUGUGCUGGUUGUCCCCUCCCGCCAGGACAAGCCAGUGGUUCAUGCAGUGCUUGCACACAGCAGAGGGGAUCUGCUGCAGGCGGCCCUGGACUGUUCUGGGUGGGUCAACCACCAGCUUUUCAUGAGCUUUAAGGUCCCUAAAUGAAUCUGGUCACCUCUCUGCUGUUUUGGGGGUGUGCACGCACUGCAAAUGCUUAGCUAAUCUGUGGCUUUAUUAAUGCAAUCCUUUCUUUCUCCCCCUCCCUCUUCCUCAGGCCUCUUUCUGUUAUUUUCUUGUCUCAAGUCUCAUGUCAUGUUGUAAUAAUUUCUACUUGUUUUCUUUUGUGAAGGAAAAAAACCUCACAAAAAAUCUAAAAUAAGCAAGAAUAAUGGUUUGAGGGCAUAAUCAAAAAUGUAAACAAACUUAAUAGCAGUUCAGGUAGUGUAGGAAGUAGUAUUUGUCUCUCCUACUGAUCAGCUUUUUGCAUGGAGGAGCAUGAAGAACAGAGCUGCCCUGAAAGCUCUGGAGCCAAAACUCUUCAGGAGGCAUUCAGGAUAAUAAAAAGGCACAGUCUGAUAAGGAAUUGGAGAUGUGAGAAGGACACUUGACAAUCCAGAGCUUUCAAAUGAGACAUGAACCCACAGUGGGCACAGCAGUCAUGGGGAUCUCAGGGGGCUGGGAAAGGGCUGGGAUUGCCCAGGCUCAGCUCCCAGAGAGUCCAGAGGGGGAUCCAGUCUGGUCCCUGCUCAGUCCCACAGGGAAGAAAGCCAGGGUCUGUCACUGCUGAAAAUCAGGCACUUGACUUGUGUUUGCACCAUGAAAUAAUGGAUUGUUCAUUGUCUGGAGGGCCAGCAAAACUCAGAAUUACUGUGCAGGUGCAGGUGUCCUGUGUGUGAGUUUUAAUGGCAACAAAAGCUUUUCAAAAUUAUCCUGAAAUCAGUACAAAAAUGCACGGAAUGUGUGAAAAUACUUUAUAGAAAUUAUGCCACGUUCCUCUCUUUAUUUUGACAGAGGGAGUUGGUCAAAAUGAAUUUUGGUCAAAAUACAAAUACUCAGGAAAUCUCUGAAUGACAUUGUAGAGGGUUUUCCUGGUAUAUUAUUUUCCCUGUCAGCCACUUGGCCACCUUUAUAGAUCUGCUUGACCAAGUCAGAGUGGUGCUGUCCAACCUGAAAGGGUUCCCUUGUUUUGGUCUUUUUUUUUGGUUGGUUUUUUUUUGGUUUUUUUUUUUUGGUUAUAUUUUAAAAAUCUGUCUAUAAUUUAAUCAUUUGUAUAAAAAUAAUCUUUUUAAAAAAUCUGCUUACACUGUGAUUUCUGGUAGCCUUUAAUUUAGAGUAUACAACACAAUCUAAUUUUCUAAUUUUCUUUUUGGAUAUGCAGCUUUCAGAAGUGUUCUUAUAUAUGCCCAGAAAUGAAAGUUGUCUAUUUAUCAUAGGAAUGUGAUUAGAUAAAGUAACCUAUCCAGAAUCCCAGUGCAGCUCUUUCAUAUGUGCUGGAUGGACUAGUUAGUGAAAUUGCCUUUUAAUCUCUAUGGGUUAAUAAAUAUUUUUUUAUAACUAGCCACAGAUAUUCCUUUUUAAAUUAUACUUGGCAAACAGAAGAUAUUUAAUUUUAUAUACAAUAUACAUAGUUACCUUGAUUGACAUAUUUAUAACAUAGAGCUUUGUGUUUACUAUGAAGGUUUUAUCUGUAUCCCGUGGACUUCAUGGGUAGAACUUUUAAAAGUCAGUUAGCAUUUAUGGAAGGAUAUGGGAACUUUCUUCAUGGCUUCACAGUGAGGACAUAGGAGCAUUUAAAAGGCAAUAGCCAGAUUGUUUUACAAGUAUUUGGGGGGGGUUCUUAUUUUUCGAUUGGGGCUGGUCCCUGCAGCUAUUUUAAUAACAUCUGGAUGUGAGUAACAGAAUGGAAUAUGAGCAUCUGCCUCUUCUGACUGUCACAGGCCAUUGUCUAGAGCACAGGAAAUUUCAGGGUAUUGUAUUGUUUUGCUUUGGACAAAUGUCUCAAUAGACCUACUUAAUUAAAACCUUCAUGUGUCUGAAAGAAAACAUCCUCUCUUAACUAGGUUGAUUUAUCUCUUUUGGUACCCUUUUAAUCCCAAAAGCAGAGUUGUCUGAAUAUCUUUAGUGAUGUUCCAGCUAUCCUGAUGUCUGCAGGUUAAAGUGGUCCUGGCUAGCACCCUUUUAUUACAACAAUUGCUACCUUCAUUUUUCUACUGUUUCUACUUUAAUCUUGAAUGUUUACCAGUUUCUAUUGUUGGAUCUUGUGGAGGGAGAGUGUCUUAGCACUACAGCUCAUCCAGCUUUAACUCAUAAUACAUCACAGUCCUGGAGUAAGAAAAUAUUUUUAAUUAUAUAUUGUGUCCAAUUUAUUGCAUUUUAAAAUGACUUCUAUACUUAAGACACAACAUUUAUGACAUGAUAGGACGAAUGACUUAGCUAAUCAUUGUAUCUGUCUAGACUUACUCUCUUUUGUGUUAGUGUCAUUUUGAAACUAUUUGUAUAUGUUGAAGUUUGUAAGGGUUCAGGAACCCACAAUAAAAUAGUAAAGUACGUAUUUAUUUCUCAUUAUAAUGCUCAAAUUUGAUUUGGAAGUUGACACUUUGUAUGUCUUUUCACAGAAUUGUAAACAAAUACCGAAAAACUGCUUCACCUAGGGUGCCUUCCAUGUGUGGUACUAACACUUGUCAUUCACAGGAAUAGAGAUGUAAAUUUAUGAAUCCAGUAAACACUAUUUUUGUAAUGUGAGUCACUAACUCAGCUCUGGCCUCGUUGUGCUUUGUUCCCACCAACUCCAGGUUUAUGGCUGCUGUGGUCACUGCCUUCCCUCCCUGUGUGCACUGGACCUGACCCCUGGGGAAUCACAGGUUGUGUCUCCUUUGCUCAGCUGCCCCCCGAGCACAUUCCUGGUGUUCCAGGUUCCCUUCCUUGGGCCGUGUGGAAGGAUGCUCAGUGUGGGGUGUCUGUAUGGUCAGGGCUGACCUUGGCUGCUCUAGACCAAUUCUGCAGCCCAAUCCAAACAUUCCAGCUCAUAAUUGAUGAUUUACAGCUUGUGAAGAGGGAGCAUCCAGGCCUGACCAAAAGACUUUAUCUCUCUGGGUUACAGGUGCUGUAUUGACAGGUUUGUAAUUGCAAACAGCUCAGAGGUAUUAUGGAAAAACCAGGUUAGAAUUCUAUUCAGGCUGAGCAAAGGGAAUGCAAUUUUCCUUUUAUCAUGAGCACAAGUCUGCUGUGCUAUACCCUUGGUACUUUGCUUUUGGAGUACAGCCUGCAGUGUUCUGUCCUGGAGAGCCCUUGGUGAUCUCAGUGUGGUGUGAGGCAGCACCCGGCUGUUGUCCUGCCCUGGGCAGUGCCCCUCACCCAGGGGCCAGGCCAGGGCUCCCCUGAGCUCCAGACCUUGCUGCAGGACUGUGGGGUUUCACAUUCCCCUGGAGACAGCUCACAGCCCUGGAGGAUUUCCCGUUGUUCUGCAGAGCCCGGAGAUGCAGCAGCUGCUCCAAGGUGGUGCUCCAGGAGCAGCUCCCACUGCCUGCCAGAUCUGGGUGGGAAAGGUAUCCUGGGAAUGCUUGACCAAGCUCAGAGGCAAGGUACUCUACAAGAAAACACAGCCUCCUGGUGUAGCUUGUUUCUACACCAGUAACCAUCUUUGAGUUGUUGAGGUCUUUCUUUGUUGUCUGUGCUAAUAAAAAACCACAAGCUGAAGAGUUGUAAAGUCUUGCAAUACACAAAGCAGUCUUGGUUUUAAAAUCCAUGCUAUUGCAACAUAAUUUAAAUGGUGUAUUUAUCAGUUUUAAAUGUCAUUUUGCUUUUCCAGUCUUUUGUAUAUGGGCACAAUACUUUUUGUAAUUUUUUUUUUUUAUUUAGUUGUCUUUCUGUCUUUUCUUUCUGGUAUUGGAAGAUUGGAGCUCUCUGGGUUUUCACGGUACUCUUCUGAUCAUUCUUCAUAGUGGUAAAAGUGUAUUUUUGUAUGUAGGAGAAAUGGAAGUUUUCUAACACUUAUUCAAAUCAAUAUAGUACGGAAUCAUUUGUGAAGGACUUCCUGUUUAAUAAAUGGACAUAUUAAAGUACUAAAA
Messenger RNA from Passer montanus (Eurasian tree sparrow), 9182 nucleotides. It is a transcript of the gene CMTM4, whose product is annotated as CKLF like MARVEL transmembrane domain containing 4. Gene Ontology annotation, cellular component: membrane. The record is from RefSeq and is a predicted model, not a curated record. Lineage: Eukaryota; Metazoa; Chordata; Aves; Passeriformes; Passeridae. Bases 375 to 1010 code for a protein of 211 amino acids. The transcript is spliced from 4 exons.